Messenger RNA from Aspergillus wentii DTO 134E9, 621 nucleotides. RefSeq lists its product as uncharacterized. The coding region runs from base 1 to 621 and encodes 206 amino acids. Lineage: Eukaryota; Fungi; Ascomycota; Eurotiomycetes; Eurotiales; Aspergillaceae. Gene Ontology annotation, biological process: cellular response to oxidative stress. The record is from RefSeq and is a predicted model, not a curated record. The transcript has a single exon.
AUGCCAGACAGCACCGGCGUCCUCAACGCCCUCACAAACCGUCGCUCCCACUACGGCCUCACCUCGAAAUCGCCCAUCCCCGACACAAAAAUCCAAUCGAUCAUCGCAACAAUCCUACACCGCACGCCUUCUGCAUUCAACUCGCAAUCCACCCGCAUCGUCGUCCUCCUCAAACACGAACACAUCAAAUUCUGGGACGUCGUGAAGGGCGUGCUCUACGAGCGGCUCACCGGCGAGCGAUUCGCGCACUACGCGCCCAAACUCGACAGCUUCCAGGCCGGGUACGGCACGGUGCUGUUUUACGAGGACAUGCCGACGAUUAAUUUCAUGAAGGGGACGUUCCCGACGUAUGCGGAGCAUUUUGACGACUGGUCCGAACAUACCAGUGGCAUGCACCAGUUGAUGGUGUGGAUGGCGCUGGAGGCGGAGGGGUUCGGGGCGAAUUUGCAGCAUUAUCACCCUGUUGUGGAUGAACGGGUGGCGGAGAGUUUUCGGAUACCGGGCGAGUGGAGGUUGAGGGCGCAGUUGGUGUUUGGGAUGCCUGGGGAGGGGGUGGAGUUGCCAGUCAAGGAGAAAAAGGGGAUACAUGAGACGUUGAGGGUGGUGGGGGGUGAUUUAUGA